Messenger RNA from Camellia sinensis, 1111 nucleotides. RefSeq names its product 14-3-3-like protein 16R. NCBI's taxonomy places the organism in Eukaryota, Viridiplantae, Streptophyta, Magnoliopsida, Ericales, Theaceae. The record is from RefSeq and is a predicted model, not a curated record.
AGGAUUGUAUUUGUGCCCGAUCUUUCUCUCGCUCUCCUCCAACUCCACUUCUCUUUCGUUUUCCCUCAUUCAAAUCAAAUCCCCCUUUUUCCAUUCUCAGAUCUCAUCCAAAUCCCCCUCCAAUGGCGACCCCAACCCCACGCGAAGACAACGUCUACAUGGCCAAACUCGCCGAGCAAGCCGAGCGCUACGAAGAGAUGGUCGAAUUCAUGGAGAAAGUCUCCGCCGCCGUCUGCGAUUCCGAGGAGCUCACCGUCGAGGAGCGCAACCUCCUCUCCGUCGCCUACAAGAACGUCAUCGGAGCCCGCCGCGCCUCCUGGCGUAUCAUAUCUUCGAUCGAGCAGAAGGAGGAGUCUCGCGGCAAUGCCGACCAUGUCGCAACGAUCAAGGAUUAUCGGACCAAGAUCGAGUCCGAGCUUUCAUCGAUCUGCGACGGGAUUCUGAAAUUGCUUGACUCGAUGUUGAUUCCUUCGGCUACGUCUGGAGAUUCGAAGGUGUUUUAUUUGAAGAUGAAGGGGGAUUAUCAUAGGUAUUUGGCGGAGUUUAAGACUGGUGCUGAGAGAAAGGAGGCCGCUGAAAACACUCUCAAUGCCUAUAAGGCAGCGCAGGAUAUAGCAAAUACAGAGUUGGCUCCAACACAUCCAAUUCGGCUUGGAUUGGCUCUUAACUUCUCUGUAUUUUACUAUGAAAUUUUGAAUUCGCCUGAUCGAGCAUGCAGCCUUGCAAAACAGGCUUUUGAUGAAGCCAUUGCAGAGUUGGACACACUGGGAGAGGAUUCAUACAAGGACAGCACUUUGAUAAUGCAACUCCUUCGUGAUAAUCUGACUUUGUGGACCUCAGACAUGCAGGAUGAUGGAGCAGAGGAGAUCAAAGAAGCACCCAAGCACGAAGAGGAGAAGCAGUAAACUAACUGAUUGUUUUCAUUCUAGUAUUUCACUUCUCUUCUGUUUGUUUUUGAAUGGAGAAGUUGUGUGGACCCUCUAUCUAUCUGGUGUGGAGCCUCUAGGAUUUGAUGUGAUUCUUAUUGUUUUUUAAUUUCGGAAUACGAGUGUUUACUUUUGUGAUUUAAUGAUUAGUGCCUAAAUCCACUUUGGUUUUCAAUUUUUAGAAA